Molecule: messenger RNA, 5059 nt
Organism: Marchantia polymorpha subsp. ruderalis
Lineage: Eukaryota; Viridiplantae; Streptophyta; Marchantiopsida; Marchantiales; Marchantiaceae
Source: the annotation of a GenBank genome assembly
CAAGUGGGAAAAGCUGAUCAACAACUGCUCACUGGAUGCCCGAGCCCGCGGGGCUCGAGCCUCGAGCCUCGAACCUCGAAGGCGCUAGCGGCUCAAGGCCAGUGACGGGACCGCCUGCUGGCUGGCUCGCGCCGUCCCAUCGGACACUUGCGCGACUUGCGCCUUGGGCCUGCGCUUUUGCCCCGAUCGCCCUCCUGUUCUGGCAUUGGAGGAUCGUGCCGCAGGGAAGGAAGGAAGGAAGGAGGGAGGGGCGGUGGGACGAGCUUUGACUCCUCGUUGUUGCUCCAGCCCUGCUCGGGCGAUUGGGCCGCUCGGUUGGUUGGUUUGUUGGUCAGUCCAUGGAUGCGAGUGACUGAUUCAUUGGGGCCGGAAUCGUUUCGGCGCAGCGACGUUCGCUCUGCCCUCGAGCUUUCGAGCUGAAUUAUGGUCUAAGCUGGGCAAAUUCGAGCUCACGGUGGGCACGGUGGAAGAAGCAGGGGAGUCGGUCGAGCAAGACUGCUGCCUGUACCAAGCUGGGCGCUCUUCACACCUUUCUUGUGUUGGUGCCUGCCCUUUGGCUGAGUUCUGAUUUCCUCGGGAGAUUCCUGCUUGGCUGGAAUGACGAGACGGUGUUCGAGGAUUCUUGGUCAAAUUCGCACUUUCGUUUGAGUUUUGAACUCCUCGGGACUUCGCAUUUGGUGUUUUUCUUAGCAUCUGGCCCUAGUUGUGGAAGUUUAUGGAUAAUUACAGGCGUCUGUAAGGGCUCUGUUUUAUUUGUAUCGAAACCAUAGCAAAGCGGUGGUAUGUCUAUCCUUGAGGCUCACAAUGUGCGGAUAGUUGGUUCGGGAGAUCAGCUCGUGGUACUAGGACAUGGUUUCGGAACUGACCAGUCUGUGUGGAAGGAGGUAAUUCCUCAUCUUCUCGAUGACUACCGACUUAUUUUGUACGAUACCAUGGGAGCAGGGACCACGAAUCCCGACUAUUUUAACUUUCAACGCUAUUCUACCCUCCAUGGAUAUGCCGACGAUCUUCUUGCACUUUUAGAUGAGCUGGAGGUCGAGUGCUGUAUCUACAUUGGUCACUCCGUCUCCGGUAUGAUCGGGUGCCUUGCAUCUAUCGAGAGGCCUUAUCUCUUUUCCAAGAUAAUUAUGAUUUCAGCCUCUCCCAGAUAUCUGAAUGAUGCAAACUAUUUUGGUGGGUUUGACCAAGAAGAUUUGAAUCAGCUCUUUGAGGCAAUGCAAUCUAACUUCAAGGCUUGGGUUUCUGGAUUCGCUCCCCUGGCUGUUGGCGCUGACAUAGAGUCCGACGCUGUUCAAGAAUUCAGUCGAACCCUUUUCAACAUCCGUCCAGAUAUUGCGUUUAGUGUAGCCAAGACCAUAUUUCAGAGCGAUCUGAGGCGUAUUCUUCCACAAGUUAUUGUACCUUGCCACAUUUUACAAAGUAACAAAGAUUUGGCCGUACCCGUCGUUGUUUCAGAAUAUCUGAAACACUCUUUUGGAGGAAAGACGAUUGUAGAGAUCUUACCUACUGAUGGGCAUCUUCCUCAGCUCAGUUCACCAGAUGUUGUUGUUCCCGUACUCAUGCGACAUAUCAUGGGUUCCAUUUAGGUUCGCAUCAGGAUAGUUGUAGGAAGCUUCUGUGGAUAGAUAUCAGGGCUUGGGUAGGAACUUGUUGGCACGAGCGACUCAGAUCUUCUUAGUAGGCUAUGAAGUAGUUAGUGAUAGUCGUAGUAGAUUAAUGACUCCAGACAACGUAGAUAUCGCAGUUACAUGGAUCUCUAGCUGAAUCUCGUAGUUUUUUUAGGUCAACCUUAGAAUGUUUAGUCAUUCGGAUGAAGUAAUGUUGAAUGUCAAGAGAUGUCGAUGUGAUGUAUCGAGAUUUGAAUCAGUUGCUGACUGCUUCACCUCAAGUAAUAAAUCGAUGGGAACGAGUAUUUCGGUUGCGAAUGGAACGUUCCCGGAGCAAAGUGAAGGUCGACAAACAUAUCUAUCGGGUACAGAAUCUCGCAUAGAGCAUGGGGAUGUCGAUGGAGCUUACUGUGCUGGGAUUGCUGACAGGACUCGUAUUCCUAGUUCCAGCCCCAGCGUUCUUGAAGGAGAGAGAACUGAUUCAACCGAGAGAUUUGCAAAGCAGGGUCGAGGGGCACAAACUUCAAUUUGUGGAUCUCCACCCUGUGUUGAUGGUGAUGGACAAGUGUCAGCUUUGUCCAAACCUGUUACUAGUACAAGUUUUGACGGGGUAAGCAAGAAAACUCCAAACCUGAUUAGCCAGGGAAGUGUAGGAGCUGCCGCGACAAUCUUGGGCAUACCACCAGGAGGAUACGCAGGACAGUUCAAAACGCAACUCUCAUUUGGAGACAGAGGAGGCAACGAGCAUUCUCACCUUCCACAUUCAGUUCUACAAGUUAUUGCCACGUCACUUCAGUGUGAUCUUGUUGUUGCGGCCAUUCUACAGAAUCCAUUGCGCCUUGCAGAAACGGUUCUAUGCGUACCUAAGGGUCUAGUAACUGUACCCCUGCGCUUCUCCAAAUCAGCUUUGGCAGCAUCAACAAGAUGCGAGGUGCUAAGUACAGACUCUUUACUCCUACCAAGUAUGCUGACAGCUGUGCUUGGAGCCCGACCCAAGCGCUUUCUUGCUACACAGUUCCACGCUGAAGGCUAUGAGGGCUUGUGUUACUCAUUGUGGCUGGAUCCCGACAAAGUUCCAGAUGUCGCAGAGAGUGUUAUGUCUGAAGCCGGGCAAUCGUUGCCUCUCCUACUGGCCAGCAGUGUACGAGCCCUAUGUUGUGAUCGGAUGGGACGACGCUUUGAUGUCAUCAUGAAGAAGAUGCCACAAGCAGUAGCAUUUGUUGAUGAAGGACGAGGUCAGUGCUUAAUAAAUCCGACUGCAGCAGAUCUUUUGUGCCUUCCUGGGCCAGGAGAGUACGACACUAAGAAAGUUGCAAACGGCAUGAGACAGCUUGCUGAUCGCAGUAUCGUUGCGGCUGAUGUUUAUAGGUGUAUAAACAUGUUGGCUGGCAAGCCAAGUCAAACCAGGGACUGGAUAUGGGAGCUGAAGCAUCCACGCUCUGUUCUACGUGUUCGGUCGUACCCAAUAAGUAACGUGGCCACCCACGGUCGAGUUUGGCUCUUUGAUGAUGUCACAUCUGAGAAGGAUGCACAUGACGCAAUUGAGGAAGCCAAUAAGGCUAAGUCCCAGUUUCUGGCGAUGAUGAGUCAUGAGCUCCGCACUCCAAUGACCGGAGUCCUGGGAAUGUUGGAUCUUCUUCGCUUGACCUCUUUGACCGAAGAGCAAGCUCGUUUUGUAAGAGUUAUGCAAGGAUCUGCCGAAGGACUGAUGCAAGUACUUAAUGAGAUUCUUGAUUUUUCAAAAAUCCAGUCGGGCCACUUGGCUUUGGAAAAUGUCAAUUUCUAUAUUGAUGAAUUGCUGGAGCAGGUGUCUGCCUUAUUCCAAGGUCGGUUGGCGGAGAGAAAAUUGGGUUUGUCCAUUGAGAUGCCUUCAAAGAGUGAGAUGCAUGUGUACGGGGAUCCGAAUCGCCUCAGACAGGUGCUCAGCAACUUAGUGAGUAAUGCGAUCAAGUUUACUGAAGAAGGUGGGAUACGGAUCAGAUGGAAACGUGUUUCAUCAUGUGGUGGAUUGGUGACAUCUGAUUGCUUUAAUGAUCGUGAUACCUGUGUGUCUGCGACAUCCUUACCUGAGGGUGAUGAGAAGAACUCCACACCCUUCACACAUAGUAACACAGACUUGACUGCACCACAUGUUUCCCUCUAUGAUGGGGAUGUAGGUUCAGAAGAGCAGAAAGUAGCGGCUGAGUUACAGAGACGCUCAUCUCUCUUGGAUCCUGAAGUAAAUCUGGUAGUCACUCACGAGGCUACCGAGCGGAGGAAAGCUGUUGAGGCAAGGAUAUGGUUUGAAGUUCAAGUGACUGAUACUGGAAUCGGUUUGACUAGCGAGCAGCAAGGUCGACUGUUCCAGUCAUUUUCUCAAGCGGAUAGUAGUACUACAAGAAAGUUUGGUGGAACUGGGCUGGGCCUCGCCAUCUGUAAAGGGCUUGUAGAGGUCAUGGGUGGAAAGAUCUGGGUGGAAAGUGAGUCUGGAAAAGGCAGUACAUUUGCUUUCCGAGUACCUCUUUCUUCCGCUGUAGGAACCUCCGAAAUGGGAUUAUGCACUGAUUCCGAGUUCCGUCAGAGAGCGAAGUCCAUGCCACAACCCCGGUCGUUGAAGAGCAAGGGGCAGACUUUGAACGUCCUCGUUGCCGAGGACAACAGGGUAAACCAGCUAUUGAUACGGAAAAUGCUGGUUCACUAUGGUCACAAGGUUGAACUCGUGGUGAACGGACAGUUGGCUGUGGAGGCAAUACAGAUUGGACAACAUGACAUGAUAUUGAUGGAUUUGCAGAUGCCCGUUUUGGAUGGUCUGAGUGCGACGAAAGCAAUCCGAGCUCUUGGUGGAGAAGUUUCGAAGGUUCCCAUUUACGCAUUGACGGCGGAUGUUUUGACCAAAGGGACAGGAUCCUUAGAAGCUAUGGGACUAACUGGAUACCUCACAAAACCUAUCAAUUGGGAUAAGCUUUCCCAAGUACUGGAUGAGGUUGUGCAGAAAAAGGAAGAGCAGCGGUCUUGGACGCCUGUCAAUCAUUGAUUUGUAGGAGAAAUAGUUUCGUGGCAUCCUCAGAUGGAUUCUUUUCAACUAAACAGAUGGAUUGUAUAAAAUUUUUUUCCUAUAUUUUUUUUACCUUCAUUUGUGAGGUAAAUCACCAAGAGUUUCUUGACUGCCGUCAAUGGAGUCUACCCCUUGAUGGAAUUUUUCUUCCUGUUUGUGAAUCAGAACCUGAUUCGUCAGAAGCAGGUUGCUCUUGUACUUAUAUCCAUUUGGAAAUCUAAGAUAAUACAUUCUCGCUCAAGGUUAGUUUCUGUACAAAUUCGUUUCCUCCACUGGUGUUGUCACUCUAGUAGGCAAGCCUUAAGUUUUUCAUUUAUCUUUCAUAAGAGUUACAAACCGUCUACGUUCAAGAAUCGUUUGUGCAAUUCAUAUUAUACUUGAAAAGUGUAGAACCUUUUUCCAUUGUAAGGAGCUGUGA